Messenger RNA from Cydia pomonella (codling moth), 2203 nucleotides. RefSeq names its product zinc finger protein 431-like. The record is from RefSeq and is a predicted model, not a curated record. Lineage: Eukaryota; Metazoa; Arthropoda; Insecta; Lepidoptera; Tortricidae. Gene Ontology annotation, biological process: regulation of transcription by RNA polymerase II. Bases 313 to 2163 code for a protein of 616 amino acids. Gene Ontology annotation, molecular function: DNA-binding transcription factor activity, RNA polymerase II-specific; RNA polymerase II transcription regulatory region sequence-specific DNA binding. The transcript has 3 exons. Gene Ontology annotation, cellular component: nucleus.
AAUAAUAAUAAUAGCUUGGUUCGACUCUAAGAAGUAGGUAAAUCGGAACGGAACGUAACCAUAACAAAACGUCAAAAUUGACAUUUCGAUUUCGCUUAAUCCGCUUCCUUUCCGCUUAAUCGAUCGACCGACACGACGGCACCGGAGUCUACUUAAGUUUUAAUUUUUCGUUUGUUGUUGUUAUUAUUAUAAGAGAUAUUAAUUUUGGCAUUUAACUAGAAUUUUGGAGUUUAGUACAGUACCGAAAAAAAAAAAACAUCGUGACUUGCGUGAUAGGUAGUAGGGUAGGUUUCACGCGUUCCCUUGUUUACUAUGGAGUCGACAUCGCUAGAUGCAAUGGAGGAAGUGUGUAUAAAAUUCGAGCCCUGCUAUGAUAUCUGUGUAAAAGAAUCAACAGCAGAAGGAAUCGACGAAGUGUGUGUAAAACCUGAGCCUUGGCAGGACAUCUGUGUAAAAGAUGAGCCUUUUGACAGUGUGCGUGUAAAAGAAGAACACCCGUCGGAUGAGAAUGUUAAAACUGAACCGACUUGCUCAGAGGCGCGUGCCGUGAACGAUAUGGAGACUUCAGCGUUAUAUGCAGACCAUAUUGUAAAAGAUGAGCUAGUGCUCGGCCCAGAGAUAAUGGAGAGGCCAAUGCAAGGGAAAACUCAAGAAAAGGAGCAGAGUGGGAAACCCCGUAAUUACAAAUGCGGCCUUUGUAGUUUCGCAACGGCCAGAAAGUUUUCUUUACUACGUCAUAUGAAGGUUCACACAGAGUCUCACCAGUCUAAUAAAUGUGGGCUAUGUGGAUAUACUAGUAAAAAGAAACAAAAAUUAAUAUUCCACAAAAAGAAUUGCACUGGUAAUAAGCCUUACAAAUGUAGCCAAUGUAGCUUUACCAGUGUUUCUACAGGUAGUUUAAAAAUUCAUGAAAUGGUUCAUGGUGAGAAAAAGUACAAGUGUGACCAGUGUAGUUACGGGACUUACAGAAAGUCCUCACACGUACGUCAUAUGAACACACAUGCUCGUGUGAAGGCUCACAUAUGUAGCCAGUGUGGUUAUGCUGCUACCUCUAAACAUGAUUUAAGCAUUCACAAAACUAUUCACAUGGACAAAAAAUUCAAAUGUGACUAUUGUGGUUAUGCAACUGCUAAAAAGUCAGUCUUAGUAAGACAUGUAAGGACACACACCGGUGAGAAGCCUUUCAAUUGUGAAGAAUGUAGUUAUACCACUACCACCAAAUCAAAUUUAAUGCAUCAUAUUAAAAUGCAUUCCAGACAGAAACUUUACAAAUGUGGCCAAUGCAGUUUUGCUACCGUACACAAACGAAGUUUAAAAUGUCAUAAAGAUAAACACUCUAAUGUAAAGCCUUACAAAUGUGGGCAAUGUGAUUACGCUUCUGUACGCAAAAAUAAUUUAAAGAGCCAUGAAUUGACGCACACUGGUAAGAAGCCACACAAAUGUGGCCAAUGUAAUUUUGCUAGUGCACAUAGAAAUAGUUUACGAGAACAUGAAAAGAUACACACUGGAGACAAGCCUUACAAAUGUAGCCAAUGUAGUUAUGCUAGUAUUCACAAACACAAAUUACGAUAUCAUGAAAGGGUACAUACAAGGGUAUGCAGCGUUGAAAAGUCAUACAAAUGUGACCAAUGUGAUUUUGCUACUGUCCUCAAAGAUAGUUUCACAUCCCAUAAAUGGAUGCAUUCUGGUGAAAAGCCCUACAAAUGCGACCAAUGUAGUUAUGCAAGUGCCCACAGACAUAAUUUACGAACCCAUACAAUGUUACACACGGGUAAAAAGCCCUACAAAUGUGACCAAUGUAGUUAUGCAACUGUACGAAAAAAUAUGUUGCGAGACCAUAUAACGACCCACACUGGUGAAAAGCGACACAAAUGCGAUCAAUGUGAUUAUGCUGCUGUCCAUAAAAGUACUUUACUGAGCCACAAAAAGAAGCACAAAGGAGAAAAAGCCGGUAAAACCGAAAUCUGUCCUCCAACGACAUCAGAACUACUUGCUGAUCAAACUUGUGUGAAUAUUGAAUUCGUACCCGUAUCUUUUGAAGCGCCACCAGAUUGCCAGGACGAGAUUGCAAUGAAAAUAAAAAAGGAAGAAUUAUAUACAGACGAGGAAGACGCAAUUUUAUAUGCUACGAACUUUGAAUUAAGUAUGAAAGUGUUUUUUUAACUAUCUAAUACAAAUAAAUACAUAUUUGGGGUCAAUCUUA